AUGGAGAGAGAAAAGGAGCAGUUUCGUAAACUCUUUAUUGGUGGCUUAAGCUUUGAAACAACAGAAGAAAGCUUGAGGAACGACUACGAGCAAUGGGGGAAACUUACAGACUGUGUGGUAAUGAGGAAUCCUGCAAGCAAAAGAGGAUUUGGUUUUGUAACUUUUUCUUCUAUGGCUGAGGUUGAUUCUGCACGACCCCAUUCUAUUGAUGGGCGAGUGGUUGAGCCAAAACGUGCUGGGGCAAGAGAGGAAUCUAGAAAACCAAGGACUCCUAUAACUGUGAAGAAGCUGUUUGUUGGUGGAAUUAAAGAAGACACUGAGGAACAUCACCUUAGAGAUUAUUUUGAAGAAUAUGGAAAACUUGAUACCACUGAAAUAAUUACUGAUAGGCAGUCUGGAAAGAAAAGAGGCUUUGGCUUUGUUAUAUUUGAUGACGAUGAUCCUGUGGAUAAAAUUGUAUUGCAGAAAUACCACACCAUCAACGGUCAUAAUGCAGACAUAAGAAAGGCUUUGUCUAGACAAGAAAUGCAGGAGGACCUGGAGGUGGCAAUUUUGGAGGUAGCCCUGGUUACGGAGAAGGAAGAAGAGGAUAUGGUGGUGGAUGACCUGGAUAUGGCAACCAGGGUGGGGGCUACAGAGGUGGUUAUGACAACUAUGGAGGAGGAAAUUAUGGAAGUGGAAAUUACAAUGAUUUUGGAAUUUAUAGCCAGCAACCUUCUAACUAUGGGCCAAUGA
Messenger RNA from Elephantulus edwardii (Cape elephant shrew), 735 nucleotides. RefSeq names its product heterogeneous nuclear ribonucleoproteins A2/B1-like. Lineage: Eukaryota; Metazoa; Chordata; Mammalia; Macroscelidea; Macroscelididae. The record is from RefSeq and is a predicted model, not a curated record. Gene Ontology annotation, molecular function: RNA binding. The transcript has 2 exons. Bases 1 to 735 code for a protein of 244 amino acids.